CGCCACAUUUGGCCAACGGGCUGCCACAGGUGAGGCGCUUUACUCGGCCAACGUCAGCGGCAUUAGCUGACCGACCGAAGCACAAGGUCAGCGACUGCUUUACUGUGGAGAUAUAAAGCCAUACUGCGACUUUACGGUGCUGUGUUUUGUUGUACAGGCGCGCUAAUCCAGUCUUUAUUAAGUUACCGGAGGAUAUUAGCGUGCUGGGACCUGUAACGUUACGCGGCGGCUGUCAAAGUAGCGACCGUUACAGUAAAUUACACAAGGGGGAUGGUCAGCGGUCAUCCUGCUGGCUUUGGAUGAAGUUAUGGUCAAAAAUAUAUGUGUUGCCCGCUGCAGUAAGUGGACGUAACUUAGCGGUGCGAAGCCCAUGGAGCCAAAUGGACAUUACCAGCUCUACACGCCGCUCUCCCCUUGGCAUUUGCAGCUCUUAACGGUGAGCAGAUUUGGUGCAACGUUGUGAGUCACCCGUUUUGUGAGUCACCCAUCGCCACCGGGUAUGUCUGCUCCCCGGGCCAUACUGUUGGUGGGAGAGGGGAACUUUUCCUUCUCUGCGUCUGUGAGCCAGUCAUCCUCCGAGCCAGAGAGCAGGAUAACAGCCACUUGCCUUCAGAGUGAGGAGGAGGCACUGCGGCAUGAAGGAGCGGCCGCCAACAUCCAGAUCAUCAAGGACUCGGGUGGAGAGGUGCUGUUUGGAGUGGACUCUACCAGGCUUGGAGAAUGUGCAGCCCUGCGGGACAGUGUGUUUGACCGUGUGGUCUUUAACUUUCCCCACUGCGGGCGAAAGAGCGGUGUGAAGAAAAACAGAGAACUGCUUAAAAACUUCUUCCUCAGUUGUGUCCAGGUGCUGGCUGAAGAUGGGGAGGUUCACAUCACCCUGUGCAAUGGACAGGGCGGGACACCGGUGGACCAACCGAAGAGAGAGUGGCACAACAGCUGGCAGGUUGUUGCCAUGGCAGCAGAGGCACAUCUUGUACUAAGCAUUGUCCAGCCUUUUGAGAGUGAAAAAUACAAGAGCUACAAGUGUACUGGAUACAGGAGCCAGGAUAAGGGCUUUCAUUUGGAGAAUGCUUUGCUCCAUGUGUUUACACGCAGCCUCCCCUACACUGCUGCUCAGAGGCUCAAGGUGGAGGAAGAUGUCGAAGGGGAGAGAGUCCAGUACGAUAUACCUGCUGAGCUCAGUGAUUACAUGUUCAGGGCAAUUCUCUCAUCAGGCUCUGUCCAUCCUGUCAAGCUGGUGCAGGACUUCCUGCUGAAAGGACUGGCGGAAAAAUGGUCUGUCUCCAUGAGGGCAGAGACCAUUCCCUUCCUUCUCACCUCCCAACAACUGCAAAAGUGCAGCCAUGCGGUGGACAAUACAUGCUGCUACCAGAUAAACCUCCUUUACAAAGACCUCGACUCCAGCGUUCAGGGUUCUGCAGCAGCGCACACUAAUACAGACAGUCAAAAAGAUCAGUCAGUGUCCCUGGACAACCAGAAACAUACAGACACACCAAACGAAAUUCCCUCAGGAUCUUGUGUUUACUCAGACAAAGCGGACAGGGGCAGGAGCAAAGGGGCUGAGUGCUUGAGGCCUGCUUGCUCUGUUGAUGGUGAUGCUGAAGGGGAGAGUUGUCUUUUUGUGCUGCGUCCAUCACUGCUUCCUCAGAUGGAAGCACUCCUAAGUGAAAGACCAGAGAAAGAAGAAAGAGAGUCGCUGACUAGUGAUAAAGGGGAUCAUAGGGAGAAAGAGGGGAAUGAUGAUCAUGAUGAAGCCGAUGGGAAUGAUGAUCAUGAUGAAGUCGAUGGAAAAGAGAGUGAAGACCCCUGUGGCAGCUGUAAUGGGUUUACCGGGCUGCUAUUCGGCAUAAGUGGCCUGGUGUUCAGAAAUGUGCUCAUCACACUUUGGUCCCCACCUGCCUUUCAUGAGCUUGUCCUCCGAGGUGCGCUCCCUGCAGAAUGUGAGCCAGUCAGCUUGCUUGGCCAGAGCCUGGAAACGCUGCUGGCUCCCUAUGGGGUCUCCCUGGUAAAAGAACAGGGAUGUCUGCGUCUGAUGGCACAGCCAGUGGGAUUGGUCGGAAAGGUGUUUGCAAGUGACAGCAGCAGCCAGGUUAGUGUAACUGUGUCCCUUAAUUUGGACCUCCUGGCCGUGCUCCUGUUCUCACUCCCUGACUGGCGGCUGCUGUGGUCACAUGACCCACGCUUCUUGAAACAGUUUGCACUCCGCCCCUCCCCGGGGAAACCUUUCCAACCUUUCUCCCUGUUCCCCGAGCUCUUCCGCUUCGACAUCAGCUUCUGGACGGGACCGGCCUGGGAGGAGAGGAAGUUCCAUGCUGUGGUGCGGGAGGCCAGCCACGGCAUGGUGGAGCAGGUCAAACUCAUUGAUAGGUUCUCACACCCCGACCUCAGUCAGACCAGUUACUGCUACAGACUGGUCUAUCAUUCACACACACACGCGCUGUCGUACACACAAGCCCUUCAGCUGCACAAACACUUGGAGUCCCUGCUGUCCUCUCGUUUGGAACUCACCAUCAGGUAGCUCUAGCUUGCAUCUGUAUUGCAGGGAAGAAAAGGGAUUUCACUUCCUGUUGCUCCAGAAACAUGACAGUGACCAAUCUGAUUGUACAAGUAAGAUGCAAACAUACUGUAGUAUCUGCAGGACUGUAGCUGGGCAGAGUUUGAUUUGUAUGAACAGUGUCGCACCUGUUUUUAUGACAUUAUGUACUGUUACCUCUUGCUCCUUUAAAUGUGAAUGUUUUUCUGUGUAUUUGUGUGUACUCAUCAAAGAAAUAGAAAUGGCAGAAUUUACACUAUAGGAGAUUGUACCAGCUGGUAAUGGGCCAACUGGGAGCCAUCUCCGGGGAACCGAUUGAAUGACUGACAGCUCCAUCAUGACAAAACAAACAUUAUUAACUACAUUGGUAAUGGAAGACAUCUACACUGGUCAUAUGAAAGUUUGAAUAUUCAACAUUUUGAAAUCUGACCGUGCAUCAUGUACAGUACGCAGCAGAAAUUAAACUUGGGUAGGACCUUUA
Molecule: messenger RNA, 3014 nt
Organism: Myripristis murdjan (pinecone soldierfish)
Lineage: Eukaryota; Metazoa; Chordata; Actinopteri; Holocentriformes; Holocentridae
Gene: fdxacb1
Product: ferredoxin-fold anticodon binding domain containing 1
Exons: 5
Coding region: 500-2518 (672 amino acids)
Biological process (GO): rRNA base methylation
Cellular component (GO): cytoplasm
Molecular function (GO): rRNA (uridine-N3-)-methyltransferase activity
Source: RefSeq, a predicted model, not a curated record